Funneliformis geosporum is the source of this 654-nucleotide messenger RNA. Lineage: Eukaryota; Fungi; Glomeromycota; Glomeromycetes; Glomerales; Glomeraceae. The record is from the annotation of a GenBank genome assembly.
AUGGGAAGGAUUAUUAGAAAUUUAACGAGAACUUCAUUUAAAUCUGAUGUACAUAUUAAUCAUCAUGUUUUCUUAAAUUAUCUAACAAUACGAUCACGUACGAAAAAUCCUAAUAACGUUCGCUCAUUGACAAAUAAAACAACAAUUAUUGAAGAUAAUAAUUAUAAAGGACUUUACUAUCAUCCAACACGUGAUAAAACCGAUUACUUCUUAUCAUUCCUUGCCGAUAAUGACAAAAUCAAUAAAUUUUUUGACAUAACAGUAAUAGGAAGUAUUCCUUUUAAGUCAGAAGUUGCGGAUAAUAACAUACCCCAAAUUAUCCCACAUAAUUUUAAUGAAAAUAAAAAAUUUACACAAAUUCUUCAUCAAGUUAUCGCUGAGAAUGUUUACUCCGAUGUACAGUUACAAGCUUUAGCGAAAUAUCAUCAGAAUGGAUGGCUUCAUGUGGCAGAUGCAAGAGACCCAGCACCUUGGGGACGAAUACCGUACCCCGAAGACAUUUUUGGUAUGAUUCAAGUAAUAGAUGGGAAAAUCGUUCACGGUUCCUAUCAGCCUAUGCCAACCCAUCGUAUAGUUACUGCAAAAGGGCUCUUCGUAUUAAAUGAUCCCUUACAAGAAAAAUUAUUAGAAAAGAUGAAAAAGUUAUGUAUUUAA